Molecule: messenger RNA, 1043 nt
Organism: Prorocentrum cordatum
Lineage: Eukaryota; Dinophyceae; Prorocentrales; Prorocentraceae
Source: the annotation of a GenBank genome assembly
GCCACUUCUCAGAAGGCGGUGGCCCCUGCGCCAGCCCCGUGUGCGCGCGCCGCCAAGGAGGCUGCUGGACGCGAGUGCCGAGAGCAUGACCGAGCCAGAGCGGAAGGACGUCCUGGAGGCCAUGCGGGCCGCCUGGCAGAGCAGCGGUGGGCCGCAGCCCGUCGAGGCCGCGUUCGACCAGGGGAGCGGCUCCGUGCUCUUCGUGUCGCCCGACAUGGACAUCGGGUAUUCCUGGCUGUGUAGUGCGCUGGACGAGGCGUACGCGGCCGACGAACAGCUCAGGAGGUGGGGGCGCGCCGAGUGCGACGGCGGGCUGCCGAGCAAGCUGGUCCGCCACUGGCGGGAGAUCUUUGCUAUCAUCUGUCUCGUCAUGCUGCUCGUCUUCUGCUUCCGGUGCGUGCGGCACCUGCAGCGGAACCCAGCGGCCCGCGACUACCACGCGGCAGGACUCUACACGUGCCUGAACACGUGCGACCUGCCCGACAAGGUGGACAACUGUACGCAAGGGCGGCACAGGGUGAUUGUCAUCUUGGUGGACGCUCCGCUGGAGGAGAAGACCGAGGACCUCGAGAACACCUCGACAUAUCCAGAGGAGAACGAGCUGUCCAUCGUCUACGACAGCCUCCUGUCGCUGCUCGACAGCGGCCUCGCGGCCAAAGGCAUGUUGCAGAUCUUCAUCGUGUCGAGAGGGGGCGCCGUCAUCCAGGUGCACCCCCACCUGGAGCCUCCGAGGAGCCUGCGGGACUUCUCCAGGCUGGUCAGGAACGUCCUGCACGAGGGCAAGGCGAUGAAGGCCCCUGGGCUGUGUGGGUGCACCCGCUCGUUGAUGCGCGUCGUGCGCAAGCCCGUGCGGCACCACUUGCCCUGGGGCUGCAAGGUCUACGGCGUGACGCAGCAGGCGUGCCGAGACCAGGCGAGCCACAUCCUCGACCUGAAGCAGGUCGCGAGCUCCGUGUACUGGCCCGUCGCCUUCGUCGUCGGCGCCUCGUUCGGCGAUGCCGUGGCGGAGAAUUGGACGAGUGCCGGCGGCCAGGGCCUCCAGG